Galendromus occidentalis (western predatory mite) is the source of this 1079-nucleotide messenger RNA. RefSeq lists its product as uncharacterized. The transcript is spliced from 8 exons. Lineage: Eukaryota; Metazoa; Arthropoda; Arachnida; Mesostigmata; Phytoseiidae. The record is from RefSeq and is a predicted model, not a curated record. Bases 1 to 885 code for a protein of 294 amino acids.
AUGUACGCUCGCGACGGCGGGCUCCUCCGAGAGGUGCGGCGCACUGUACUUUGUGAAGCAUUCGUGCGCAAUGUACUCUGUUUGUGUGUUCUCUCCGCUUUUGUUUUCUCCAUGGUGCUGGGGGACGGCUUCAUAAUGACAGCCGGCGUGUUCAAAAAAGAUAAGAAAACUGGCAGAGUCCCUAACCGAGGCUUCGUCAUCGACUGUCUCAGCAAAUGUGAGAAAGCGGAAAACUGCCACUGCGUACGUAUGUCGAACCGAAAAGAGAAGCAGGUCUGCGAUCUGAUGAAUCCGUUCCCCUAUGGGAAGCCACUUCCACCGAAAGGCUAUGUCUACUUCGCCUCCAACAAAUACUACGAGACCGUCUACAAUGUGAGUUCACCAAACUACGCUCUGCGGAAGAAAGCAAGUCAAAGCUCCGUGUACGAGUUGUAUGGGAUCCAUUAUACGCCAGAGAAAGCUGUCGAUGGAUCUCAUAACACAGAUGGUCUGAAACCUCCGUAUUUCGCUCAUACACAGGAUUCGAUGUGGGCGGAACUCAAUCCUUGGUGGCAGGUCGACCUGAACCAGGACGUGACUGUGAUGGGCAUCAGGAUCCGCAAUCGAAAGGAAUGGGGUGAUCGUUUGCAUGACUUCGACAUUCGGGUUGGUCCCGUUCCAAUCACAACUGAUUACGAUGAUGUUCACUUCAAACAGAACACCAGGUGCUACUACAACGACAAGGGUGGAGUUCAAGACGAGGAACUGCGGCCUUUCCUCUGCAAGCCUUGUCCCAUUCGCGGACGAUACGUCUCCAUCCAAAUCACACAGAAUUGUACCGAUUGUAGGGAGCCGCUCAAGAACGUCCUGCAAUUGGCCGAAGUCGAAGUCCUCGGGGUGCCAUAGGCGCCUGGCUGAGAGAUUGAGCACGCGCUGCCGUCCGAGAGUCCGUCGAUCUGGAGCACCAGAGCGGAGAGACAAUUCCUGGAGAAUUCUGAUUGUCGUAAAUUCUCUCAAAAUUUUGGAGGUCCGCCCCGGAGUCGGUCGACCAAACUGCUCGGGCAGCGCGAUGCCUGAAAUGAGUCCACGGAAACCGGUCU